Molecule: messenger RNA, 330 nt
Organism: Gongylonema pulchrum
Lineage: Eukaryota; Metazoa; Nematoda; Chromadorea; Rhabditida; Gongylonematidae
Source: the annotation of a GenBank genome assembly
AUGCAAGGAACGCCAACAAUUCGCCCGUAUCAGCCGUUUAAUCCGAAUGGAGACGCAGAAACGCUACGCAAAGCAAUGAAAGGCCUAGGAUGCGACAAAACGAAAGUGGUCAAUGUGCUUUGUGCUCGAGCUAAUUUUCAGCGCCAGCAAAUAGCUGCAGCUUAUAAAACAAUGUAUGGUAAAGAUCUGAUCAAUGAUCUGAAAAGUGAGCUCUCCGGCGAUUUCGAGGAUUUAAUUUUGGCACUGAUGGAACCACCUGCAAGUUAUGACGCACAGCAGCUCCGAAAAGCUAUGGCGGUAAGUGUGUGCGUUUGUUUGUCAUAUCUGUAA